CAAAAAUGGCAGCAGUUCCUGUCAGAGCAGAGUGGAACUUUCCUAUUUUUCUUCCAAUUUUGUCAACUGUCGGAUAAAUUUUCCCCACUACGUUGAUAUUUUGAUUCAACUAAACAUUAGCAGGACUAUAGAGAGUUUGGGCAGCCAUCAGUUGCUGGGUGACUUGGUCCCGGGGCAUCGUGUUUGGUCGGGAGAUCACCGGGCUUCCCACGAAGUUGACGCCGCUCUUCUUUUCUCAGGCUCCCCCUGACAACAGCUCACUGAUCGCGGAACUUUCAGCUCAGCCUGGACAUCGGCGGUAGCUAGCUAGUUAGCUUGCCGGCCGAAGAGCGCCGAAAACAAACCAGCGUCGUCUCGGUUUUUUCCCCUUUAUUUCACCCGCUCGGAGAUCCAGGAGACGUGUCGCGUCACUUGUCAGGGGAAAUAAAUAUCUGGUGUUAGAUGUCAGCACCAGUCAGAGGCGCACUGACUUUCUUCUGCUGUUAUCAUCUAUCCUAGCCAAUCACAUGGAGAAGCUCCAGGAUAUGGGCCAAUCAGAGCUGCAGGAGCUCUUGGACAAUUCAGAGAGGGUGGAGUCUAUGACUCAGGAGUCUGACGAGAUUCAGAAUAUCCAGCUGGAGAGAGAGAUGGCGCUGGCGGCCAAUCGCAGCCUGGCAGAGCAAAACCUGGACAUGAAACCUCGAUUGGAGUCCCUGAAGGAGGCGCUGGUGGCGAGAUACUCUCAGCUGGAGGCCGUCAGAGAAACCUUCAGGCAGCACUGCUCCCAGAGAGAUGGGAUGGUGGGUCAGGUCUCUCCAGAGGCGUUCUUCUCAAGACUACAAACAGAAAGUGAAAAAACAGAGUCUGAGUCAGAGGCUCUGGCCGAUGACUUCCUGGAAGGCUCUCUGUCCUUGGACUCCUUUUUCGAGCGUUUCCUCCUCCUGCGCUCGCUCGCUCACAAAAGACGCGUGCAGAUAGAGAAACUCCAAGAAAUCCUGCGACAGAGGGACAAGAGCAACCCGACCGCCAUGACAUCAACAGCUGGCGUUGCCCCAAACCCCGUCGCCACUGCAGCCUCAUGGAACCUACCGACGACAACAGUGACGACGACAAAUCUGCCGCAGCUGAACUCCAACCCGCCGUCCUCCAGCUACCAAAACUCCUCUCAGUCGGCCUCGUCUUCUGCAGUUGGAGCCUCUGGGCUUCCGUACAGCCCGUACCCUGCUUCCCCUCCCAACCUGCCUGCUGUAGUGGCAGCGGCGGGGCCGAUCCCAAACAAUCCGCCGCCACAGUUCACUCCGUACCCGAGCUCUGGCUCGUCUUUCACCCCUGCCGCGGGCUACUCCGGGCCCAGACCGGCAUUCGGGCCGCCUUCCUCCGUCACCUGCCCGUACCCGACCCAACACCCGUUUCCUGUUCCGCACCCUGGCUCUGCGUUCGGUCAGUACACCCCCAGCCACCCCCCUGCCGGCGGCCCGGCGCCGUAUCCAGCCUCCUACAGCUACGGCGGCUACAGCUACCCGGCCGCGCCGGCGUAUUCCAGUUCUCAGUCUCCAACAGGGAAGCCCAUGUACAGAGCCGGGUACGGCGUUCCCCAGCCGUACUCCUGAAAGCGCUGCUGCUGAUCGGCCUCACACCGCAGAAACACUGAACCUCUCCAAGUAUUUCUGAUGUAGUUUCUACUGCAAAUAUCUUACUACACUUAAAAUAUGACAAAACAAACUUACAAAUAACUUCCCAGUAAAAUAUAGCAUGUUGCUUUAAGUAUUCCUUUAUUGUUGUAAAGAAGUCCUAGUUCAGCUGGCAGAUUAUUUCACUUGUAAGUAGAGGUGCACCGACUGCAGUUUCCUGGCCUGACCUUAUAAAUCCUGACCUGCCAAUUCAGAAUUUGGCUAAUACCAAUUUCUUUUUCUGAAAUGUUGCUAAAUGUAGCAAGAAAGUCACUGAGCUUUCAACAGUAGGGUGAUUAUUGUUACCUGCAAAUGUGCAAACCUGACCUGGUGGGUCAGUCAGUCAAACCUUUCUAAAGGCAGAGCAGCAGAGGACAGAGGCUGAUUUUUAGACCUUUACUGAGGUAGAUAAGAUCGGCUUCACAUGCAUGUAUCAACCGAUCACCGAUAUCCCA
Messenger RNA from Xiphophorus hellerii (green swordtail), 2104 nucleotides. It is a transcript of the gene vps37c, whose product is annotated as VPS37C subunit of ESCRT-I. Gene Ontology annotation, biological process: ubiquitin-dependent protein catabolic process via the multivesicular body sorting pathway; protein targeting to membrane; protein targeting to vacuole. The transcript is spliced from 5 exons. NCBI's taxonomy places the organism in Eukaryota, Metazoa, Chordata, Actinopteri, Cyprinodontiformes, Poeciliidae. The record is from RefSeq and is a predicted model, not a curated record. Gene Ontology annotation, cellular component: ESCRT I complex. Bases 507 to 1589 code for a protein of 360 amino acids.